AUGCCGGGACUAACAGCGAAGCUACCCCGGGUUCUGCAACUGGUCGGGUACCACCAUGUGUUGAUGAUUAUCAUCGCGGUGGCGAUCAUCCUACUAUCGUUACUAUUAGCAGGAUGCUCCUCGUCCUCCCCGCAGAUCCCCGACAUCUUCCUGAUCUCCAUGUACUAUGAGCGCUACAAACCAACUUUCAAUCUCGCUCAGGUAGAUCCGGGGGUAGUGACAGCAACAGCAAAUAUUGUGGGAGGAGCCGAGAUGGAAGUCCGUGUGGGUUAUUUUGGCAUCUGUGUACAGCCAGACUCCGGAUCCUACAUUUGCAACUCGAAUGCGACAGCAUUGGCGGAGAUUGUCACAGUCGACCAAGAUCCGUUGAACCUGAUUUGGGUAGCAUCGACGUUCAAAGAUGCAGUCGUCUUCCCAUAUCUCCUAAUUCUUGCCGUCAUUCUCGCUUUCUUCUGCUUCGUCAUCCUCGCCACCUUCCCUGGAUGGCAUGACGAGCUAGACCCCAGCGGUUCCGAGAUCGAAGCCAGGCCGAUUCCGUCGCGGCCUGUAUCCCAAGCAGCACUGGCCUUGACAUUUGUAGCCUCGGUCUUCGUCCUUGUGUCCGUACUAUGGCAGCACACCGCAUCCGUAGCCGCCAGCACGAUAGUUCAGGAUCUGGGCAACGGAAGUGUCAAGAGUGGCGUGGGUACAUCUGCUAUGGUUCUCGGCUGGUUUGGAUUUGGACUUCUGGUGGUUGUGACGAUAGGACUGCUAGUGAUGAUUCUGAGCGUCAAACUGAUCCAGCAGUUGACGGACUAG
Molecule: messenger RNA, 798 nt
Organism: Aspergillus luchuensis
Lineage: Eukaryota; Fungi; Ascomycota; Eurotiomycetes; Eurotiales; Aspergillaceae
Product: Fig1 domain-containing protein
Exons: 4
Coding region: 1-798 (265 amino acids)
Biological process (GO): conjugation with cellular fusion
Cellular component (GO): membrane; mating projection tip
Source: RefSeq, a predicted model, not a curated record